Mugil cephalus (flathead mullet) is the source of this 3596-nucleotide messenger RNA. Its product is annotated as E3 ubiquitin-protein ligase TRIM21-like. The coding region runs from base 132 to 1772 and encodes 546 amino acids. Gene Ontology annotation, molecular function: protein binding; zinc ion binding. Lineage: Eukaryota; Metazoa; Chordata; Actinopteri; Mugiliformes; Mugilidae. The record is from RefSeq and is a predicted model, not a curated record. The transcript is spliced from 2 exons.
CUUCACUUAAGCUUGUCAGACCGACGGCAGAGCUGUAGUCCAGAUAAAUAUCUCUGUGUUUCUGUCUGAAGAAAAUUCACCCGAGUUCAUCUGUUCUUUCUCAACAUCUGGCUCAAAUACUGUGUGUAGACAUGUCUGCUGUCAGAUGUCUGAGAUCUGAAGAUCAGUUUUUGUGCUCCAUCUGUCUGGAUGUGUUCACUGAUCCAGUAACUACAUCAUGUGGACACAACUUCUGCAAACACUGCAUCACUCAACACUGGGAUACUACUGAUCUAUGCAAGUGUCCCCUGUGUAAAGAGACUUUCUACAGGAGACCUCAUCUGAAGAUCAACACUUUAUUCUCUGAGAUGGUUGCUGAGUUCAGACAAGCUCAACAGAAAGCCAGCAGCUGUAGCUCAGAUCAACAAGCUGCCAAACCAGGAGAAGUUCCCUGUGACGUCUGCACUGGAACCAAACUGAAGGCCCUGAAGUCCUGCCUGGUGUGUCUGCUCUCCUACUGUGACUCUCACCUGGAGCCUCAUCUGACAAUGUCACGCCUGAAAACACAUCAGCUGAUCCACCCUGUGGACAACCUGGAAGACAGGAUGUGUAGGAAGCACGAUAAACCUCUGGAGCUGUUCUGUAAGACCGACCAGACAUGUGUCUGCAUGCUCUGCUCUGUUUUAGACCACAAGAGACACAAGGUUGUUCCUCUGAAACAAGGAUAUGAAGGAAAGAAGGCAGAGCUGGGAAAGACAGAGAAUGAAAUUCAGCAGAUGAUCCAGAAGAGACGACGGAAGAUUGAGGAGAUGAAAGAGUCAGUGAAGAUGAGUAAAGAUGCUGCAGACAGACAGAUAGCAGAAGGUGUUCAGGUCUUCACUGCUCUGAUGGAGUCUGUUGAGAGAGGCCUGAACCAGCUCAUAAAGGAGAUCGAAGACAAACAGAAAAUAAGAGAGAAACAGGCUGAAGGUUUCAUCAAAUAUCUGGAACAGGAAGUCUCUGAGCUGAUGAAGAGGAGCUCUGAGGUAAAGCAGCUCUCACGUUCUGAAGACCACCUCCACCUCCGCCACAGCUUCUCCUCCCUGAGAGCUGCUCCACCCACCAAGAACUGGACAGAGGUCAGUGUCUGUCCACCAGCAUAUGAGGGGACUGUUGUGAGAGCUGUGACUCAGCUGGAGGAGACACUCAGGAAAGACAUGAAGAAGCUGCUUAAGGCUGAGCUGAAGAGGGUCCAGCAGUAUGCAGUGGAUGUGACUCUAGAUCCUGAUACAGCAAAUCCCCACCUCAUCUUGUCUGAUGAUGGAAAACAAGUUCACUGUGGUGACGUGAGGAAGAAACUUCCAGACAACCCAGAGAGAUUUUCUAAAUAUGGGUGUCUUUUAGGAAAGAAGAGUUUCUCUUCCUACUGUUUUUAUUUUCAGGUUCAGGUUAAAGGAAAGACUGACUGGGAUCUAGGAGUGGCCAGAGAGUCAAGCAACAGGAAAGGAAACAUCACACUGAGUCCUCAGAAUGGUUUCUGGACUGUAUGGUUAAGAAAUGGAAAUGAAUACAAAGCUCUUGCUGGUCCUUCAGUGCGUCUUUCUCUUCAUUCUCGUCCUGAGAAGGUGGGGGUGUUUGUGGAUUAUGAGGAGGGUCUGGUCUCCUUUCAUGAUGUAGAUACUGCAGCUCUUAUCUACUCCUUUACUGGCUGCUCCUUCAAUGACAAACUUUAUCCAUACUUCAGCCCCUGUAAUAAUGAUGGUGGUAAAAACUCUGCACCUCUGAUCAUCUGUCCUGUCAAUCAAACUGUCUGAUCCAUUUAAUGAUGAAGCUUUGAGAUCAAUGAAUGAACUCACUGAUCUUCAUACUAAGGCUGUUGCGGUAUAUCAGUUUUGAUGAUAAUAAUGGUAUUAAAAAAAUUAAAUUUCAAUAUUUAAUUUUAUAAUUGGCCCGCGUCUUGCCCACUGUAUAAUUUUUUAAAAGGGUGGCACAAGUGGCACACAGAGAAACAAAGAUUCAAAAAAGUUGGGAAAACAAUUAUCUUUUCACGAAUGUUGAUUCCACCGGAAUGUAUGUUGUAUGAUUGAAGUGAUUAUUAGGGGCAUGUUUCGUCCUGUUUAUUGCGCUAGUAAGUACAGUACUGAUGUCAUUUUGGGCAAGUUUUGUCCAAUGUUACUUUGUUCAUACCACUAAAUUUUCUUUGUUGUAGAUAUAGGUCCAAGGUCUAGUAAUAAUUCAUGUCUGUCGUCACAUAUUUAAAGAAGCUUCUUUAAAGACAGAGAUAAAUGUAAAGCACAAUAACUAGUGUCAUUAAGUUUUCAUAAUUAUUUUGUGAUAGUAUUUAUUUUGCACAUGCCUGGUCUAUAUACUUCCGUUCUACUGUUAUUUGUGCUUGAGUGUGAUUCAUGUCCCGAAAAUUGCAUGAAUACAAAGUAAAAGAUGCAUUUCCUAGAUUUUGCUAUUAUUAUUUACAUUUACAUAUAUCAUGACAGCCCUACGUCACACUUUAUUCACACUCUGUAUAUAUAUCUUUUACUACUACAGGACUGGUAUAGCUGUGAACACAAAGAUAUCAGUGGAUUGGGAGAUAUGUGAUGGUAAAAAAAAAAUUAUAUCAACUUGUUUUCUUUCAGUCUUCAGUAUACUGUAUCAUUGUAUACUUAGGUUGCUGGUGGUUGAUGGACUUUUAUCAUUUACUUGUUUUAAAGUUUUUACACAUAUGCAUCAAUUGUGAUGAUUAUUAAAUGAGCUACAAUUAAAGGCCAAGAGCUGUGUAAUGGGUUGUGUCAACUAUGUUUCUUCCUGGUGUCACUACCUCCAACAUGGUUUCAUUCGUAAGUUUUUGAACUGAAACUGGAGAUCUAACUCAUCCUUAUGAAUUGAAGUUAUUACAUUGGCGACAAGGACAAAUCGGACUACAAACGAUCUUUGGUGGGACGUUUGGAUUAAUCAGCCUGUACUGAGUAAAGAUUUCCGGUGUCGUGCAUAAAAUGCAGCCAGCGGCGACAGACAGACCGAAACUCACAGGAUGUUUCAAGUGCGGAGGAAGACAUGGAUCAGCCGACUGUCGAUUUAUUAAUGCAAUAUGUCGCAACUGUCAGAAGAGAGGUCAUUUGGCCAGGAAAUGCCACAGUGCCAGGCGGCCCAGACAGAAUCCAAGACAUGCAAGGGACUCAACACACAUGCUGGAAGAUGAUGAUGAUGAUGAUGAUGAUGAUGAUGAUGAUGAUGAUUAUGAGGAGGAAUAUGCUCACAUGCUGUACCAUUUUGAUGAUGAGGAGAGGGUGGAGUUAUACAGGGAGCGUCUGUCCGUAAAUGGACAUAACAGAGUUUGAAAUUGACUUUUUUUUUGAAAUUUUAGGAGGAAAUUGUCUCAAGGCUAUUCAGCUCGACUGGAGAGCAUAUUCAGACUGCAGAUGUCUCAACAGUAAGAGUUAAAUGGGCUGCUCUCACAACAUGGACAGGUUUUCAAAGGCGAACUGGGUACUCUUGUGGGAACUACAGCAAAAAUCUAUGUGGAGCCUGAGUCCAAGCCACGCUACUUCAAAACCAGACCCCUGCCAUAUGCCCUAAAACAGAAAGUGGAGGCAGAAUUAGUCAGAUUGGAAAAGGAAGACAUUAUUGAGGCCAUAAGUUUU